AUGGUCUUAGAGGACUUGAGCGACAAGAAUGAUGAGUUAAACCAACAGCUCUCGCAGCCAACAGCAGAAAAAAAUGACUUACUCAAGACACUAGAGGACAUUAAAAUCCAACUCAAAGGUCCCAGCAAAUUUGAGCAAGAGCUCCAUUCRACAAUCAAGASCCUGACAGCYAAGAAUGAUGAGCUAAACCAACAACUCUCUCAGUUGACKWCACAGAGAWRUGACCUCCUCAAGACACUAGAGUUGAACGAAAUCCAGCUCAAUGACUCCAGAACCUCAGAGCAAGAGCUCCAUUCAGCAAUCACAAGCAUAUGUGUCAAAAAUGAUGAGUUAACUCAAAAACUCUCACAGUCAACAACACAAGGGGGUGACUUACUCAAGACACUAGAGGAUCUCAAAAUCCAACUCAAGGAUGCCAGAAAUGACUUACUCAACACACUAGAGGAUCUCAAAAUCCAACUCAAAGAUUCCAGCAGUUCUGAGCAAGAGCUCCAUUCAACAAUCAAGAACCUAAAUGACAAGAAUGAUGAGCUAAACCAAAACAUCCUCAACUUUGCAACUGAAAGGAAUGACUUACUCAAGACACUAGGGUUGAAUGAAAUCAAACUCAAAGAUUCCAGACUUUCUGAGCAAGAGCUCCAUUCAACAAUCAAGAGUCUGAAUGACAAGAAUGCAGAGUUGAAGCAAAACCUUCUACAGAUUACAACCGAGAGGGAUACCUUACUCAAGACACUAGAGGAGUGCAGAAUCCAACUCAAAGAUACCAGAACAUCUGAGCAAGAGCUCCAUUUGACAGUCACAAGCCUUAGYGACAAGAAUGRYGAGUUAAACCAAAACCUCUUAGAGUUUACAACAAAUAUGGAUGACUUACUCAAGACACUAGAAGACUGCAAAAUCCAACUCAAAGAUUCCAGAACAUCUGAGCAAGACCUCCAUUCAACAAUCACAAGCCUUAGUGACAAGAAUGAUGAGUUAACCCAAAACCUCCUUCAGUUUACAACAGAAAAGAGUGAUUUACUCAAGACACUAGAGUUAACUGAAAUCCAACUCAAAGAUUCCAGACUUUCUGAGCAAGAGCUCCAUUCAGCMAUCACAAGUCUAUGUGUCAAGAAUGAUGAGUUAACUCAAAAACUCUCAAAGUCAACAACAGAGGUGGAUGACUUACUCAAGACACUAGASGAGUGCAAAAUCCAACUCAAGGAURCCAGAAGUUCUGAGCAAGAWCUCCAUUCAAMAAUCAAAAGMYUGACUGAYAAAAAUGAYGAGCUAAACCAAAAACUCUGUAAUAAAUUUGAAACAAUUGAGAAAUUUGCAGCACARCAACAGGAAUUCAUUGGUCAGUUGUUUGGCCUUCAAAGAUCCCUGGAUGAAGCCAGAACCUCASAGCAAAAUCUCCACCUUGAGAUAGUGUCAAUGAAAACCCAAAGAGAAGAAAUGGAGAAAGAUACCAACAUUGAGAAGACUAAAUUGAUGAAAAGGAUAGCUGAGCUGGAAGAGGAUCUAAAUAAUGCAGAAAGAGCUAARCAAGAUUYUGGUAAGAAAGAACAAUAYCAYAUGAAGCGAAUAACUGAUCUGGAAGAACUUUUAGCUGAUACUAAAAGAACUCAACAACAAGCCAGAGAUACACAACAAUCCAAUCUUAUGAAUCAAAUAGCUGAUCUGGAAGCACUUCUUGCAAAAGCCAAAAAAACUGAACAARAUGCCAKAGAAAGACUGGAGUCCUAUGAAAGACRCAAAACAGAUGAGAAUGAUCUASAAAAUAAAUUGCAGCACCUUGAAUUUCUUYUAGAAGAUUCUAGAAUGUCCCUUGAGUAUACGGAAAGGAAAYACAAAUCCUUGGAGGAAAACAAUGCCAACUUAAAAAAGCAGCUUGACCAAAAAGAUCAGAUAGGCCUCCAAUUGGUACAAAAGAACCAUGAAAUGAGGAGUAAAUUGAAUGCCUUGAUGGUCACGCUUACGGACAAGAAAAUUAUGGCUGAAACUCUUCAGCAAAGGCUGAAUGCAACAAAUGAAUACAASAAUAUGUUGGUGCAGAAACUUGCCCAAAAGAAGAGGGAGAAAGUGAAAAAAGAGCCUGGUGAUCAAGGCUAA
This is a messenger RNA of Exaiptasia diaphana, 2091 nucleotides long. RefSeq names its product myosin-11-like. The coding region runs from base 1 to 2091 and encodes 696 amino acids. Lineage: Eukaryota; Metazoa; Cnidaria; Anthozoa; Actiniaria; Aiptasiidae. The transcript has 4 exons. The record is from RefSeq and is a predicted model, not a curated record.